Messenger RNA from Cornus florida, 1490 nucleotides. Its product is annotated as sulfated surface glycoprotein 185-like. Lineage: Eukaryota; Viridiplantae; Streptophyta; Magnoliopsida; Cornales; Cornaceae. The record is from RefSeq and is a predicted model, not a curated record. Bases 327 to 1346 code for a protein of 339 amino acids. The transcript is spliced from 2 exons.
CAAUCAAUACAUCAACAAUUCCAAUCUUCCAUUCCAUGAUUCCUUUCAAGCCUUGCAAAGCUGCUUUUCCAAUAUAAGAAAUCACCAUAAACUGCCAAAAGGGCCUCUUCACAUGUCUUUGUUUGUAGUGAAUACAAAGUUUUCUAAAACUCUGAUUACAGUUGGUUCUAACACCAACCUGCUCACGGGCUCAUUAUAUGCACAGAGUCCCAAUUGUCAUGUUAUAUAACAAUGCUUUCGAUGUCAUCAUUAUUCACAGAGAAUCAACUAUAACUAUAUAGAUAGAUAUAUGAUUAUUGUAGAAGCUUCUCUUUCCUUCUUCUCCCAUGUUUGCUUCCAUGGAGCCAGUGUUUCUCUUUCUCCUCCUCCUUGCAUCUUUGCUUGCUCACCCACUUAGUGUGGUGGCUCAACCAGCACAACCCACAUCUCAUAUCUCUGUAGUGGGUGCUGUAUAUUGUGAUGUAUGCCACAACAACACUUUCACAAGACACAGCUACUUCUUGCCAGGUGUGGAUGUUCAUAUACAAUGCAAAUUCAAAGCAAACACACCAACAACCACAGAACAGAUCUCCUUCUCAGUCAACAGAACUACAGAUGAACAUGGAGUGUACAAGUUAGAAAUGCCAUCUGUGGAAGGGGUUGACUGUGUGGAAGGUCCAGCAAUUCAAUCAUUGUGCCAAGCGAGCUUGAUAGGAAGCUCAUCAUCGGCCUGCAAUGUUCCUGCUUUAAAGGCCACAUCUAAUGAGAUAACAGUCAAAUCAAAACAAGGCAAUCUGUGUAUUUACAGCUUAAGUGUUCUGAGUUAUAGACCAUUUGAGAAGAACCUUACUUUAUGUGGAAACCAGAAAGAGGAAAUGCCAAAUUCAUUGUAUUCCUCAAAGUUCUUUCUCCCUCAUUUCCCACCAUAUGGUUUCCCCUGGCCUCCUUUACCUCAACUACCACCUUUACCUCAACUUCCACCCUUCCCACCUUUCCCCUCAUUUCCCUUCCCUCCACUACCUCCUUUACCUCAACUUCCACCUUUACCUCAACUUCCACCCUUGCCCUCAUUUCCCUUCCCUCCAUAUCCACCUAUCCCUUUUUGGCCAUUCCCUCCAUCACCAAUUCCACAACCACCAUCUUUGCCCUUUCCAUUUCCACCCAUCCCUCCUUUUAAUCCAAACCCAUCACUGCCUUUUCCACCCCCUCCACCUGCAUUCAAUCCCCGAGACCCAAGAACUUGGAUACCCAAUAUUCCUUUCCUCUCUCCUCCUCCACCACCAGCAUUUAAUUUAAGAGACCCAAGAACAUGGAUACCAUAUAUUCCUCCAUCCCCUCCAAAUAGCCCUCAAAACCAGCAACCAUGAUAUUGGCUUUCACUGCUUAUAUUCUUCAUUUAUUACAAAACAAUUAUGUAUAAUUAUUCAUGUUUACAUAAGAAAGGUAUUGUAUGAAGUUGUAGCAUACAGAAUAUGUUUCAUUUAAAUGAAUUGUUACAGUGGUCAAUGAAA